Fusarium proliferatum ET1 is the source of this 1608-nucleotide messenger RNA. RefSeq lists its product as uncharacterized. The transcript is spliced from 3 exons. Bases 1 to 1608 code for a protein of 535 amino acids. Lineage: Eukaryota; Fungi; Ascomycota; Sordariomycetes; Hypocreales; Nectriaceae. The record is from RefSeq and is a predicted model, not a curated record.
AUGGGAGAAGCAUCUUUGUCUUUGACCUUUCUGUGCCAGGGAUUUGCAUUUGCUAUUCCACAGUCUAUCGCGCGAGCGCAGUCUCCGAAGCUCGCAGCUUCUCUCGAUGCCGCUCAAGAAAUAUCUCAGAAUCCGGUUAUCACUAUCAAAGACUUCUCCUUGGACACAGUAAACUGUAUGGUUGAAUUCUUCAAGUCUGGUUGUUACGAAGUUGACCGAAGGAACUUUCCCAGUGUGCUGCAAGCUGUUGGAGGUUCACCGACGCCGGAGCAUUUCAUGCGCGAUGUAUUAACAUGUCACCUUGAAAUCUGCGCCAUCGGAACUCACUAUGGCAUUCCCAAGCUAUGCGAGCUAGCCAGGGACAACAUCCAAAAGGUCUUCGGAGGGAAAUGGUUUGACUCGGUUUUCCUUUUCACUGCCGCCAUUGUCUUGAAGUCAAAAGACGAUGAAUUGCAAAAGCUACUUGUGACUCUUGCGAGGGGGCACCUGCAUUCUCUGACAACUUCGAACGGCUUCGACCAUGCGACGAUGCUCAAAAGUUUUCAUCCCAAGCUUCGAGAGCAAGACAAUAUUCUCCAACAAAAGGGAGAUCAAACGAAAUUAGCAGCGGGCCCACCGAGCCAGAAAGAGAGUUCCACCGAGAUUGGGGCCCUCCGACUCCAAGUCUCUUCUCUCAAACAACAAGUAAUAUCAGUCUCCAGUGAGCGAGACCAACUCCGAGAGCAGAUAUCUGCUUCUUCAGUCAAGAAGGAAGAACUGCGACAGAGCCAUGCGAAUAUUUCUGCGGAGCGAGACUUAUUGUGGAGUAAGGUGCCGACCUUAACAGCAGAGAAGGAAGAACUCCAGAAGGUUGCGGCGAAAAAGCCCGCUUCCACGGAGCGUGAUGGACAUGGAACAAAUGAUGCGAACAAGAAAUCCUCAACGGUAAUUAAAGCAGAGGAAGACGAUAAAAUAAUCGACACACUCCAACGAGAGCUCAGAGUUACAAGAUCCGAGACCGGCUUGCUCAGGGCCAGAUGGGCUAAGGAGAAGACAAAGUCGUCGAUUCUGACACAAGAGAACGACGACCUCAAGAAAUCACUCGAACUCGAAAGACGUAGCAGGGUCAGCAUUACGGAAUUUGCACGAGACGAUGUUCGAAAUGCCCUCAAAGACGAGCAGAAGGUGACAACAGACUUGACCACCAAGCUCACCCAAGCGUCACAGGCCCUCGAGACAGAAAGAAAGCGCACAGCAACUCUAGUGCAAGAAGUCACUCAGAUCAAGAGGAACCUUGAACUGGAGAGACAAAGGAAUACUGGCAUGUCUCUAGGGGAGCGAGCCAGAAUGCGCGAAACUAUUGAUGCACAGAAAAGCGAAAUUUCGGCGCUCGUUAAUGGACGAGAGGAGAUGAAGAGGGAACUAAAGAUGGCGAGAACUGAGAAGAAAAAUGAGGUUGAAAGAAAAUGGGAGAUCACCAACAAGAUGAAUGCGUUAAUUCAGACAAUGCACGACUGGGACGAGUGCCGCCAUUGCGGUGCCGACUUUGGGACGUACGUGGAAGAUCACGGCAGCGCGCUAGUUCUGCGAUGCUGUUACUGCACAACUCGGCAUGGGCAUUGGGCCUGA